UGACGAUGUGCUAUCCCACAAUGCCGCUCGUUCGCUCUGUAUGUUUGAGUUAGAAAUUUCAUAUCCUGAGCUGAUGAGGUGUAAGCAAAUGCUGAGCAGGAUUUGAUAACCACGACUGGGUCGAUUUAUAUAGAAUGGCUGUCCUGAGAGUUUGCUUCAGUCGCAGACUGCUGCUGCUGCCGGCUGUCCAGUGGACUUGGUCAUCCCGUUGUCAGCCGUCACAGUCGAGACAUGCAUCCUCGUCACAUUACAAAGCUGUGAUCUUCGACAUGGGUGGUGUUCUCCUUCCCUCACCAUACAGGAUGAUGGCAGAAUGGGAAAUCCAGCAUCGCAUCCCUGCAGGCACGGUGGUCCAAGCGAUACGAACUGGAACUGAGAAUAAUGCCUGGACGAGGUACAUGAAGGGACAGCUUACUGCUGCUGAGUUUGUCGACGCCUUUGGACAGGAGUGCACCACCAUUGCAGGCCGACCCUUCCCUGCUGAUUCUUUUCUUACCAGUCUAACAACAAACCACAUGGCCAAGCAGCUCCCUGCCAUGACAGAGGCCAUUCAGUGCAUCAGAAAUGAAGGACUGAAAACUGGCCUGCUGAGUAACAAUUUCUUCUUGCACAAUGGAGCCAGCUAUCUUCCAGUGGACAGAACCCAGUUUGAUGUGGUCGUGGAGUCUUGUGUAGAAGGGGUUUGCAAGCCUGACCCACACAUUUACAGGCUGUGUCUUGACCGUCUUGGCGUCCUCCCGGAAGAGUCCAUUUUCCUCGAUGACAUUGGACAAAAUUUAAAAGCGGCUGCCGCUCUGGGAAUCAGCACAAUUAAGGUUGAAGACCCAGUAGAGGCCAUAAAGGACCUGGAGAAGAUGCUAAGCUUUCCUUUGCAAGGUUUUAUUCCCGGAACCUGCUCUGUUAGAAACAGUAUGCGCAUCCCGGUUGAGCAGCUUCAGAAGUUCCUGCAAGAUACUUUGUCGACCAGCUCCUCAGAUCCUGUGGGGCUGAGGCAGUUUAGCCACGGACAGUCCAAUCCUACUUACCUUGUCACAGUCGGGGGGCGCCACCUGGUUCUGAGAAAGAAGCCACCAGGCAAGCUCUUGCCUUCUGCUCAUGCAAUAGAGCGAGAGUUCAGAGUCAUGAAGUCGCUCAGAAGUGCUGGCGUUCCUGUCCCGAAUGUCCUUGCUCUCUGUGAAGAUUCAAGCAUCGUUGGCACUCCGUUCUACCUAAUGGAGUAUUGUUCUGGAAGAAUAUUCAAAGACCCAAGCCUGCCAGGACUGAAACCCACUGAGAGAAGGGAAAUUUACAAAGCCAUGAACGACGUACUUUGCCAAAUUCAUAAAGUUGAAAUUGAAGCGGCUGGUCUGGGGGACUAUGGGAAGCACAGCAGAUACGUCGAGCGGCAGGUGCAGACGUGGACAAAGCAGUACAAGGCCAGUGAAACUCAUAAGAUCCCAUCUAUGGAGCGUGUCAUGGAAUGGCUCCCGCAGCGUAUCCCGAAAAAUGAGAAGACCACAGUUGUGCAUGGAGACUUCAGACUGGAUAAUUUAAUCUUUCAUCCGGAGAGACCAGAAGUUAUAGCAGUUUUGGACUGGGAGCUGUCCACUUUGGGAGACCCCAUUUCCGACGUGGUCUACAGCUGCCUGGCACAUUACUUGCCUCCAGAGUUUCCAUUGCUCAAAGGAAUAAGCACCCACAGCUUGCCAGAACUCGGAAUUCCCACUGCAGAAGAGUAUUUUGCCAUGUACAGCAGCAACAUGGGGAUCGAAGCCGUGGAGAACUGGAACUUCUACAUGGCUUUCUCUUUCUUCAGAGUGGCUGCAAUCCUGCAAGGUGUCUACAAGCGUUCUCUGCACGGUCAAGCCAGCUCAGCGAAUGCAGAAGCAGCUGGCAAACUGACAGAGCUAAUGGCCAACCUCGCGUGGGAUUUUGCUGUCAAGGAAGGCUUCCGUGUUUUUAAAUCUUUUCCACCUGUUAAACCGGGAGUCUCACGGCACCUGAGCACUUGGAGGCGUGAAGAUAAGCACUUUUCCACCAUGGAGAAAUGUUCAGCCGGAGCAGAUCAUGGCACUUCUGGGGCUCACCCGGUUCAAGGUCACUUGAUCAUCUCAUCAGAUGCAUUACGGCCUCAGGUUAGGAAGAUUUACCAGAGUUUAUUGGCCUUCAUGGAGGAGCACAUCUUCCCAGUUGAGCAGCAGUUGAGAAACUACCAGGUUUCUGAACAAAGGUGGACCCCGAAUUCUGAUAUAGAGCAAAUGAAGGAGAAGGCAAAGUCAGCAGGACUAUGGAACCUCUUCAUCCCACUGGAGUUGGAUCCAGAGAGGAAGUUUGGAGCAGGGCUUACCAACCUAGAAUACGCUCAUCUGUGUGAGCUGAUGGGACGAUCGUUGUUUGCACCAGAAGUGUUCAAUUGUUCUGCUCCUGACACAGGAAACAUGGAGGUGUUGAUCCGAUACGGGACUGAGCAGCAAAAGAAGCAAUGGCUCAUACCACUUCUGGAAGGAAAAAUCCGGUCCUGCUUUGCAAUGACUGAGCCAAAGGUUGCUUCCUCAGAUGCUACCAAUAUUGAAGCUUCAAUUAAGGAAGAUGGUGACUCCUAUGUUCUCAAUGGCCAUAAAUGGUGGAUUUCAGGUGCUUUGGACCCGCGAUGUAAAAUAUGUGUGUUCAUGGGGAAAACUGACCCAACUGCACCCAAGCACAAGCAACAGUCCAUGAUUCUGGUUCCUAUGGAUAAUCCGGGUAUAACGGUCACAAGGCCCCUCUCAGUAUUUGGCAUAGAAGAUGCUCCUGUUGGACACGGAGAGAUGUUAUUUGAAAAUGUGCGAGUUCCUCGAGAAAACAUGCUGUUGGGGCCUGGUCGAGGCUUUGAAAUUGCACAAGGAAGACUGGGACCAGGUCGGAUUCAUCACUGCAUGAGGCUGAUAGGACACUCGGAGCGAGCACUGGAGCUUAUGAAAAAGCGGGUUAAUUCAAGAUUUGCUUUUGGAAAGCCGCUGGUGGAACAAGGCACGAUCCUGUCGGACAUUGCCACCUCUCGUAUAGAGAUUGAGCAGGCACGGUUGCUGGUACUCAAAGCCGCACACUUGAUGGACACCGUGGGGAACAAGGUUGCAGCCCCGGAGAUCGCCAUGAUUAAAGUGGUGGCGCCCAAUGUAGCACUGAAGGUCAUUGAUCGUGCGAUCCAGGCCUUCGGAGCAGCAGGACUAAGUAACGAUUACCCUCUGGCUUUAUUUUAUGGCUGGGCGCGGGCUCUGCGCCUGGCAGAUGGGCCUGAUGAAGUUCAUCGGACUGCUGUGGCCAAAAUGGAGCUGAGACGCUGAAACCAGUGUGCACCGUGCAAAUACACCUCACAUUACCUCACUCCUGCAGAAGGUGCAGGAACAUACAGAUGAGAAUGUAGUGUUAAAGACACCUUGUUUAAUCCUCUUCUUUAAUGGCUAUGGUGGUUUUAGCAACGUUUACUAAUAAUGCAAGGAGAAACGAGUGAUCCAAUCAUUCAAAUAGUGCUAAAUUUGUAGAUAUUAAUAUAUGCCAACAAGAGAACUAAA
Erpetoichthys calabaricus (reedfish) is the source of this 3530-nucleotide messenger RNA. Its product is annotated as acyl-CoA dehydrogenase family member 10-like. Bases 135 to 3302 code for a protein of 1055 amino acids. The record is from RefSeq and is a predicted model, not a curated record. The transcript is spliced from 21 exons. Lineage: Eukaryota; Metazoa; Chordata; Cladistia; Polypteriformes; Polypteridae. Gene Ontology annotation, molecular function: oxidoreductase activity, acting on the CH-CH group of donors; flavin adenine dinucleotide binding.